AUGUACAAAGUCAAAUUUCAUUUAAGCCACGUUUGAAAAGUACAGCAUCUUAUCUUGACUGAGAUAAAAUGGCACUAUGUGCCUGGAAAAUACAUAAAACAGAUUUACAGAUAAACUAACAAUGAAAUGAAUUCAGUCAGGCUUGGCUAAGAGUGAUUCUAAUGGAUUCCAUAAUCUGAAUUACUCAUUGUUUAUGGUAUUAAAAUCUGAUAUUUGAACUUCUGAAAACGGAAACAGGAAAAAAAAAAAAAAAAACCACGACAGGUGAUCCAUGACUAUUAUUUUUCUGAUGAGGAAUUACACAUCAAACAAUUUUUUUAAAAAAAGAGAAAGAGAGAGAGGGGAAUAAGUGCAAAGGCGCAAUAAAGGGGGCAGGGCAGCGUGGCAUUUAGAAGGGGGAAGUGGAGCGGCGUUAAAGGGGACGGGGGCAGCGUCUACGUCGUGAGUGUUUGGCUUUCAUGGAGCGCGUCGGCAACAUGAACCGCCUGCUGCUGGGAGCCCUGCUGCUGCGUGUCACAGCUCAAGAGAUGCUGGCUCCACCUGGACAGGCGAGGUUCGAGUCCACAGACUUCAAGAACAUCCUGCAGUGGGCCGCGCCCACAAACAGCUCCUGCCUGCAGUACCACGUCCAGUAUAAGAUAUACGGCGAGCUGGACUGGCUGAACGUCAGCAACUGUCAGGGCAUCCAGAGGCACCACUGUGACCUCAGCGCCGCCACCUCCGACGUCAGAGAGUGGUACUACGCCCGGGUGCGAGUGUCGUGUGCGGCCACCGGCAGCAAAUCGGCCUGGGCCAUGUCCCGCAGAUUCAGCCCCCGCUGGGACACCAAAGUCAGCCCCCCCUCAGUGAGGCUGAACUCGUCCAAACAGGGCCUUGUGGUCCAAGUGAAAGCCUCCAGAGUGUUGAUGCGCAAGGUGCACAACGGCGUGGACAACAACAUCUACGUCGUCCACCCCGGCGGAAAGGAGGAGGUUUACGAGGUGGCGAGCGGCUCCAAGCUGACUCUGACCGAACUGAAGCCCAGGACACACUACUGCGUCCAAGCACAGACCGUCAUCCCCCGGCACAUGAGGAGCAGCGAUCGCAGCACCGCCAAGUGCAUCACCACAGACUGAUCACGCGCAGACGCCGGUUGACUCGAGUCGUCUCGUCAUUUCAGUCCUCACCCCUACCUCCACGGCGGCAGUCACAGGUGUCUGAACUCGGAAAACUGGUGCGAUUAAUCGAAUCUCUCGAGGAGCGUAUUUUAUUUAAAGUCUGUUGCUAAACUUGAAACUUUCUAAAUUGACAUUUUGGAGCAUUUUCUGCUGAGGAUCACUGUGAAAUUCAUUUCUUCGUGACAUUGUUUUUGUGACUAAGUUUAUAUAUUUUUUGGAAGCUGAAGCAAAACAUGAAGUUUAUUUUAUCUACUGAAAUAUUUAUGCACAAGUUGAACAUAUUUUGAGGAAGCAACCUUUAACAUUUUGUUUUUGUCUCAAACAAAUGAACGUUCCUGGAUGUUUUGGACACAUUUAAAAAAAAAAAAAAAAAAAGACUACCAGAGCUUCUGUUUGAGAUUAAAAACUGGUGAUGUUUUAUACCUCAUGUUUGUCCUGCAUGCAUCAACUCUAAUAAAAGGAUUCAUUUCCUCUUUUAAAAGUCCAUUUGUUUGUGUGUUCAGUUGUUGUGCUGCUGAAAGGUCAAAAUCGUCUUGCAGAAGAGUUUUUUUAUUAUGGAACGCUCUCGUGUUUUGUCAAAUUUAAAACCACAAACUUGGUUGUAUUUUAAUACGACAAAUAAAAUAAAGAGGGUGACAAUAGGCUUGAUGUAGACUUUAUUUAAAACGUUGACAAACAUGAUAACUCUUGAUCGAUCCGGCAUGACAUAACCAAUACUGUCAGGAUAAACACACACCGGAACAGAUCUGAACCCAGUCAGUGUGAUCGGUUGUCUUUAAAAAGAAAGAAAGAAGUUCUACGCGGUUUGAUCUCUUCACAGGCCUCUACGCUUCAGCUCCUUCGUAUAGCAGCAGGUUGAAUUAGUGGUUUUUGGGUCUGAACGCAGAAAAAUAUCAUUUCAAAUCUGGUCCCCAUCGCUGCCGUGGAAAAAGCGCCUCAGGAAUGUAGGAGAAAACAUUCGCGACUUAGCGGCGCGUUAUUUACAGACGGUUCUGAAAACCUGAAGAAAACCGGCUUGUGGACAGCACCUUUAACAGUUUAAGAGUCGGAUACUUCACGUUCUACAAAAAAAAAAAAAAAAAAAAAA
Xiphophorus maculatus (southern platyfish) is the source of this 2244-nucleotide messenger RNA. RefSeq names its product interleukin-20 receptor subunit alpha-like (gene il22ra2). The record is from RefSeq and is a predicted model, not a curated record. Lineage: Eukaryota; Metazoa; Chordata; Actinopteri; Cyprinodontiformes; Poeciliidae. Gene Ontology annotation, molecular function: protein binding. Bases 459 to 1115 code for a protein of 218 amino acids. The transcript is spliced from 6 exons.